Messenger RNA from Alligator sinensis (Chinese alligator), 1582 nucleotides. Its product is annotated as histone PARylation factor 1. Gene Ontology annotation, molecular function: poly-ADP-D-ribose binding; histone binding. NCBI's taxonomy places the organism in Eukaryota, Metazoa, Chordata, Crocodylia, Alligatoridae. Gene Ontology annotation, cellular component: nucleus. The coding region runs from base 1 to 1146 and encodes 381 amino acids. Gene Ontology annotation, biological process: DNA damage response; regulation of protein ADP-ribosylation. The record is from RefSeq and is a predicted model, not a curated record. The transcript has 8 exons.
AUGGAAAACCUGCUCUGCGCCUCGUCCGUCGUCAAAAAAAGCCCACAAGCGGGCGAGGGGCGAGAUCGGGCCCUCGCCAAGCUGCCCGGAGCCUGUGACCCGCGACUCCAGGAACGAGCUCCCAGCCUCCCCCACCGCCUCCGCUGCCGCAAUGACGCCUGCCGCUGCCACGUGCCCGACAGCGCCGGCGGCCCCGGCCCCGGCCCCGGCCCCCUGCGCACGGAGGUGGAGGCCUGCUAUCGGCUGCGGAUGCCCGAGGACUUCUUCCACUUCUGGGACUUCUGCCAGGAGCUGGAUCCUGAUGCGCCCGCGGAAGCACUUGUAUCAAGUGUUGGACUUAAGCUGGUGGGGCCUUAUGAUAUACUUGCUGGAAAACACAAAAAAGCAAAAAAAUCAACAGAGUUGAACUUCAACCUUCACUGGAGGUUUUUUUACGACCCUCCUGAAUUCCAGACUAUAAUUGUUGGAGAUAGCAAAACACAGUAUCACAUGGGAUAUUUCAGGGAUAUGCCAGAUGAACUUCCAGUAUGGGUUGGUGUAAAUGAAGCUAAGAAAAGCUGUGUGAUUUCUCAAGUUGGAGACAACAUAUUUGCUGCAGUCAAAUUAUAUUUGUCAAAAAAGCUAAAGGAAGUGACGGAGAAAAAGAAAAAUUCUGUUUUGAAAGACAUUGAUGAAAAACUGACAAGAACAGCAAAAGAAUUGGGUUAUUCACUGGAGCAGAAAACCAUGAAGAUGAAACAGAGAGAUAAGAAAGUAGUGACCAAGACAUUUCACGGAGCAGGUCUUGUUGUUCCUGUAGACAAAAAUGAUGUUGGGUACAGAGAGCUCCCUGAAACAAAUGCUAAUCUUAAAAGAAUUUGUAAGGCAAUUGUGGAUGCUCCUAGCGAUGAGGCGAGACUGAAAGCCUUUGCUCCCAUUCAGGAAAUGAUCACUUUUGUUCAGUUUGCAAAUGACGAAUGUGACUAUGGAAUGGGAUAUGAACUGGGAAUGGACCUCUUUUGCUUUGGGUCACAUUAUUUCCACAAGGUGGUCGGACAGCUGCUGCCUCUUGCCUACACUCUGCUGAAGAGGAAUUUAUUUGCCGAAAUCAUUGAAUCGCACUUAGCAAACAGAAGUGCAGAGACUCCAGACCAGCUGGCAGCAUGAGCCAGAGAAGGGGCGGCAACCUGUUUCAAGCAUUAAUGGAGUCAAACUUGUUUUCUUGCGCAGAGCCGGUGCAAGCUGUGCUGGUGAUGUGAUGUUGUUUCCUAUGUGUGAUAAAUAAACUGUUUUUUCUAAACGAGUGAGUGCUGUGCCCUGGAAGACCUGCGUAGUCAGGGGAGGGAGAAGAUAGCAUCUCUACUUUGGUCACUUGCCACUUGGCUGGACUAGGAGGUACCACCUGACUGCAUGCCUCAGCAACUCCUACUUCUAUUUCCUCCUGAAGUCAGGAUCGUUUUCAGCCCUGUAGCAAGGACAGGACCCUGCUGAAGGAGGAGAGUUGUGAGUGUGGCAACAUCUAGUGAACAUCUGUCCUGUGGUGUGUGCAGCGCUGACCCAGCCAUGAGAGCCCAGCUGUCUUGCCCCACAACAGGCUGGAUGC